Molecule: messenger RNA, 4046 nt
Organism: Carcharodon carcharias (great white shark)
Lineage: Eukaryota; Metazoa; Chordata; Chondrichthyes; Lamniformes; Lamnidae
Gene: ttc13
Product: tetratricopeptide repeat domain 13
Exons: 24
Coding region: 22-2577 (851 amino acids)
Molecular function (GO): protein binding
Source: RefSeq, a predicted model, not a curated record
AAUAGCCGGGCAAAAAAAAAAAUGGCAGCUGCCAGUCAGCGAGUGGCGGCGGCGGUUGUUGCUCAAUUUUUAUUGUUUUCUCUGUGCCGUUCGGCAUGGGCCGAAUACUUCUCUUCCCUCUUGUCCUUUAGUAGCAAUAGCCAGAUGCAGAAGCAAGGCUGCGUCACUCAGUCUGAAUUUGGGAACUCGGAAGACUUCGUGGAGUGCGGAUGGAAGAGAAGACAUUGGAGAGGAUGCAAGAAAAGACUUAUGAGAGUGUUUCCAGAGUCUUCAUUUCUGAAUCCUGAAGACACUGACUGUAUGCCUAGUGGGGCUCCACCGUGUGAACCAGUGCUGUCCCUUGAUACAGAGAAAAUCCUGAGUCAGGCUAAAGUAUUGGCUGAACAAAAGAGGUUCCCCUUUUCUACUAUCAAUGCAAAUACAAAUGAGGAAUUGGCAUUUGGCUAUGCCUUGAUUGGAAACAGCUUGUACGAUGAAGCAAUAAAACACUUUUCAGCACUGCUACAGGGAAACCCGGAACUUGUGGGUGCCAUCUACGGAAGGGGAAUAGCGUAUGGAAAGAAGGGUUUACAGGAUAUCAAAAAUGCUGAGCUUGCCCUCUUUGAGUUGAACAGAGUUAUAACUUUGGAACCGAAUGCACCCGAGGUAUUUGAGCAGAGAGCAGAGAUUUUGUCCCCACUGGGUCGAAUUAGUGAGGCGUUAAAUGAUCUCAGCAGGGCCAUUCAAUUACGACCAUCAGCACGUUUGUACAGACAUAGAGGCACCCUUUACUUUAUAUCGGAGGAUUAUGCAGCAGCACAUGAUGACUUCCAACUGUCCUUAGAAAUGAAAAAAUAUCAGCCAAUUGCGAUGUUGUACAAAGGUCUAACCUUCUAUCACAGAGGUAUGCUGAAGGAAGCAAUUGAUGCUUUCAAAGAUGCCGUUAAACUCAAAACGGAUUUUACAGAUGCUUAUAGAAGUCUAGGGCAAGCCUACAGAGAACUGGGUGACUUUGAAGCAGCUAUGGAAAGUUUCCAAAAGGCAUUGAUAUUGAAUCAGAACCACAUUCAGUCCCUUCAGUUGAGAGGAAUGAUGCUUUAUCACCAUGGUAGUCUCCAGGAGGCCUUGAAGGACUUUAAGGGAUGCCUGCAGUUGGAACCGUACAAUGAGGUUUGCCAGUACAUGAGAGGCCUGGGCCACGUUGCUAUGGGCCAGUUUUAUGAGGGAAUCAAAGCUCAGACUAAAGUGAUGUUAAAUGACCCACUUCCAGGUCAGAAGGCAAGUUCAGAGUAUCUGAAAGUGAAAUACCUCAGAGAAUAUUCACGUUACUUACAUGCACACCUCGAUCUGCCGGUGACAGAGUACAAUAUAGACCUCGACCUUCCUGGUAAUUUUAAGGAUCAUUGGGCCAAAAACCUUCCCUUCCUUAUAGAAGACUAUGAAGAACAACCAGGAUUACAGCCUCACAUAAAGGAUGUUUUACCUCAGAACUUUGAAAGCUAUAGUGUAGAGGUCCAAGAGCUAAUUUGCGCUGCAGAUCGUUUGGGUUCCCUUAUGCAAUAUGACACACCUGGCUUUCUUUCAAACAAAAGAAUACAUAGAGCUAUGGGACUUGCAACAUUAGAAAUUAUGCAGGUUGUGCAACGAGCAUGGUCAAAUUCAAAAAUUCGUGUAAAUGGCAAAACAAGAUUGAUGCAGUGGAAGGACAUGUUUGAUAUUGCUGUGAAAUGGAGGAGGAUUGCGGAUCCUGAUCAACCAGUACUAUGGUUAGACCAGAUGCCAGCUCAAAGCCUGAGCCGAGGCUUCAAUAAUCAUAUAAACCUCAUCAGGGGUCAAAUCAUUAAUAUGCGGUACCUGGCAUAUUUCGACAAAAUACUCAAUUUUAUAAAAGACAGAAUUCUUGUUUAUCACGGUGCUAAUAAUCCCAAAGGCCUUUCCGAAGUGCGAGAUGCCCUGGAGAAAGUGAGAAAAAUUGAAGACCUUCUUCCAAUUAUGAAACAGUUCAACAGCAAAACUCGGGAUGGCUUCACAGUAAACACAAAGGUGCCCAGUUUAAAAAGUCAAGGAAAGGAGUAUGAUGGAUUCACCAUUACCAUCACGGGUGACAGAGUUGGAAACAUGCUCUUUUCUGUGGAAACCCAAACAACAGAAGAGAGAACACAGCAAUACCACGAUGAAAUAGAAGCAUUGUAUAAAGACCUGAGUAGCAAAGGAAAAGCAUUGAUACUUUCCACUGAGCUUGGGGAGGCAGAUGCAGUGUGCAACCUAAUCCUUUCUUUGGUGUAUUACUUUUACAAUCUAAUGCCUCUCUCUAGAGGAUCCAGUGUGGUGGCAUAUUCAGUAAUCAUGGGAGCACUAAUGGCUAGUGGGAAGGAGAUCACGGGGAGAAUCCCCAAAGGAAAGUUAGUAGAUUUUGAAGCUAUGACAACACCAAGUCCAGAGGCUUUCAGUAAAAUAGGAAAAAGCUGGAUGAAUUUGAAAAGCCUACCAGCAUCAUACUCCAGUCUUCCAGCUGUAUUGGAGACUUUUCCAACAAAAAGAACAAUGAUAGAAGUGCUUAAUACAGACUCCUCUUCUCAUUGUCCCAAAAACUCAUAGGAGCUCCUGAAGACUGAACAAAGUACAGCUUUCUUUGCUUCAUAUUAAGUUAUUUUUAUAAUAAAAAUGUAAAGGAAUGAGAUCCUUUUGAUUUUUGGUACUUUUUGAUAUUGCUUAAUUUAAUAUAUGGAAGAAAAACUUUAACCUCUUCAUUGGAUUUCUUCAUGAUAUAAGGAAUGGGUAUUGCUUAUUUCUUAUUAGGAUAUUGAAAGGUAUUGUACUUAAAGAACGGGUUGAUAAUUUGUAAACAGACUACUACCUGACUACGUUAUGCAAGUAAUUUUAUCAAUGAUCAAAGUGCUGACAGCAAUUUAUUUUCAGAUCAGGUCUUUAUAAACAUCGAUAUUGGUUGACUAAUUCCUGCACCAACAUUGCAGGGCUGUCAAAUAUGUUUUCUACAUGUACCUCUUCAGACUCUGCUCGUCCGCAUAAAACAAUUUUCAGUAACACCUGUACAUUUCAGAAGCUCUACAUUUUAGUUGGAGUUUUUCCUGGUUUGGUUUACUGUUUUUUGGUGGAUUUUCUUCCAAAGGCCAUCAUGAAUUGGAGGAGCAUUGUGCAAUUGUUGGAUCUGUGACUUGAAUUACUAUGAAUUUAUACACUUUGGGAGCUCUAAACUAAAGCAGUUUGGCCAAUAAGGGCUCAAGAGCUGUAUAAGAAACCUCAACAGAAUUUCAAAGCUAUCACUGCUAUGGGGCAUCCUAAUCUGAAAAGAGAUUCACUGUCAUCCCCAUAAACUCAAAGAAAAAUUCAGUUUGGGUCACAAAAACAUCUCUCGCCUUAUGUGAUAUAGAGAAACAGACAAAAGCCAACUCUUGUAGCACACAUCCAUCUCGCUCUGGUGCUAUAACCUCCAUGGCCUCUAUUAGACUUUUAUAUUUCAAAAGUUAUGCAGACCAGUGGGCUUUAACACAGAUUUCUGCUUGCAGUUUUUUGUGUGAAUGGGAACUGGAAACUGGGACAUGUUCACAUGGGUAAGUGCAAUGGCAUCGCUCAUAUGGGAAGUUUACAGCUAAAUAACUGUUAUAAGAUACUGAACCAAUGUGUAUUUUUUUAAACUAAAAAAUAACUUAUUUUGCUGAAAAGCCAAAUUGGUUGACGUUAAUUUUGUUGCCAGUAGUUUUUGCUGUGUUUUGUCUCAAAAUAAUUGCUCAGAGAGCUGUACUUUACCCCCUAAAAUAAAGUGAACAUGUUUCAUAUGGUCCAACCAUCUUCCAGAACAUCUAACCUUCCAUUGAUUCAACUUUAUAUUUGGUUCUUUUCACAAUGCCACUGAGAUUCAGUUUUAAAUUUGCACUAUAUUUUUCAAACUGUUUUUUUGCAGAAACUCCUAUUUACAAACAUGCUUUUCUUCUACAUUAUGGUAGAACAUUCAGUGGCAUUUUGUAUGUGUUUUGUUUACUUAAAAUUAAUGUUCAUAAUACAUUUUGUAAAGGAAAUUAAUUGUCUAAUUAAAAGUGCUGAUCAAU